AUGCAAAUGAGACACAUGAAUAAAAGAGGAGUGUGUCUGAAUUACAAAUAAUUAAUUUAUUAAUUGCUUUUCAAUUACAAUUACUUUAAUCUAGACACACCCCCUAACACAAACCACUUGCCAAAUCCCAUAUAUAUUAAUCUUAAGUUAUAGAAAAAGGGAACCUUCAUCGAAAUUGUCUAUCCAACAAAAUCAUCAGAUGAAGAAACUAUCGUUAAGAAACGCAUAGUCAACAAUUUUAAUGUCAACCCAACCUUUUGGAUCGCUUCAGAAUAGGUUGUUCCACCUACUUUGGAUUUUGAGAGUCUUUUUAAGUCCCCUUUUCCAGAAUAAGCUGUCAGACACAACGAAACCUUCGAAAAGCUCGAAGUGGUCACCAAUACCAACUAAAAGAUAUUAAUCGAUGUUCCAUCCAGACCUGCUGCUUACACUUUGGAAAAAUUAAAUUUGAAAGGGAAACCAACCCUAGAGUAGUUGUUUUAAUCCAUACCAAACUGCAUGGAUUACAAGGAAAGAGACAAACACUUCAAAUAAGGAGGCUACAAACUCAAUUAUCAAUCUGGUUACGCUCCAGUGGAGAUCUAAAACAGACAUAAGGACCCAGAAGAUUACACCAAGAAAUAACACUUCAUUAGACAAAAACAAUCACAAGCCAAUUUGAAUUUGAAAAGAACAUGUGGAGUUUCAUAUGUUAAGAAGAGUGAAAGUGAACAGAAGGAUGUUAGUCACAUUUUUAAAAAACUUCCUCCACUGGUUUAUUAAUGUUCAUCAGGCUGUUAACCAAUAGCUGGAUAUGAUGAAGCCUUUGAUAACCUAUUUUAGAAUCUUUUAAACGGAAAGAACCUGAUUGUGUUUACACUUUUCAAUUCCUCGGAUGAAAGUGCCUUGAGAGAAUACCUACUAUUUCCACACCUUAGAAAUAAGAUUUCAAGAGAAAGAGUCAUGAUGGCUAGAAAAUUCUUGAAUUUAUGGAUGCUAUUUUAAGAUGCCUUAUGUUUAGUGAUUCAUUAUAACUAUGACGAAAACUAAUUGUUAAGACCAAUUUAAUUGAAUGAAUAGGAAGAUAUCAAGUAAUAAUUAGUGGACUUUAUUUGUGAAUCAGAGAUUUCAAUCUGUUUACUUUUCAAAAAAAGUGUAUCUGGCAGAAAGGCAUUUUUGAAAAGUGUUGGAUUGUGGAAUGAAGGAAACGACAACUCUUCUGUCUGUACAGAAACACAAAGGGAGGACAUCUAAACUAAAUUUGUUAUAUCAGUUCCAAAAGUGCCAAUCAAUAGCAAUUCAACUCCCUAAAGUCUAUUCUAAGAAUUUACUAAUAUUAUCUAACAAUAAGAAAAUUAUGUUUUAGAGGCCCGUUCUUAAACCCAAGGUCCAUAAACUGAAUAGCAAAAUUCAAAUAAUGAGAAACAAACAAAAAAGAAGAAGAGGGCAAAGAUCUUAUCAUCAACAGAUGUAAGAAAAGAUGGUGGAGCCAGUGAUUAAUUGAUAAAUUAUCUCAUAAAAGAAGAUGGAAAUCAUAAUAUUAACACAUGCAGUAUAAGGAUGGAGAUGUAUGUGGCAGAGGAGAAAUGGAAAUCAGCCAAUGAUCACAAUAAAGAUUUACUCAAUGCUUUCAUAAAGAGAGUUGAACAUCAUGUUACAAGUUCAUACUUGAUUAAAAUGAUGAAUAAGAGAUUUAAAGCUAAUGAAAAGGGCUAAGAUUAUAUUAUAAGAAGAAGCAAUAAAAUCUAUGAAAUUCCAACUGAUAAUGUUUAGAUAAAGUAGAACAAAAAGUCAAUUAAUUGGACAUCAAAAUUCACCCCAGAAAACUUUACAAAUCUAUAAACAUAUAAAUUAAGCAAGAAAUACUAGCCCAUAUCUCUAGACAUCCUUAAAAUGAAGGAAUUAAGUUUUCUUAAAUAACCAUUAUAUUGUAUAACAACUAGAGAUAGUUUUGCAUUUGACUUAAUUACUAAAGUAACCAAGGUUAAAUUAGGAGAUAGAUUGGUAGAUAGAUUGGAUUUCUUUUUUGAGCCCAACAAUUGUCCAUGCAAUUUCAAAUCAUUUUUACCAAUGUUCCCAGAAUAUUAAGUUGGAGCACAUGCAUAUGUAGGCUAUUUUACAAAUGAAGAAUUAUUGUAGAUGGAGAAAGACAUUUAUGAAAUGGAAUUAAAAGGAUUUGAUGGUCACUAUUUGCCUAUGACUGCAUAAAUUUCACACGCUUAAUCAAAUCACCAUUCAAGUGUACGUAGAACCAAAUUCUUCUUUGGUUACAGAUAUAUGUGGACUAAAUGUUAAUUAGCAGAACCUCAUUCAAUGGUUGCUGCUGGUGUUAGAAGGGAUGUAUCAGCACCUCCAUUGUGGAUGAGAAAUCUCAUUACUAAACUUGAAAAUGAUAAUGUGGUACCUAAAAAGUUCAUUAAUUCUAUUGCCUGUAAUGUGUAUCACGAUGGAAAAGAAGGGUUAGCAUAACAUUUUGAUGAUGCUGUUAGAUUCAAACAACCAAUCUAUACUAUUAGAGUAUUUUCAGAUUGCAGAUUGUCUUUUGGAAGUUAAUUCUAUGGAUUUUGCAAUGGAGCAUUUGCUGUUCCUCUACCAAGAGGAUGUAUCCUAUGUAUGGAGGAAGGAUCCUAUGCUGCCAAUGCCAUUAAACAUUGUGUAAGACCAUGCGAUAUGACUGGAAAAAGUGCAGCCUUAAUAUUACGAUAAAUGCAUGAUCAAGUUACUUAGGAAGCCGUAAAGUAUGAUGAAUAAGUGGAUUUGCCAUGUCACAUGUCUACUUUGUCAGUUGAAGAUAAUGCAGUUCCUUUUGGAGAGCAGAAGAGAUUGGAAGCUGAAUUACUAAGUUGAUUAUGAAUAAUACAUUACAAUAUUAUUAAAAAUAUACUUUUU
Messenger RNA from Paramecium tetraurelia, 2868 nucleotides. RefSeq lists its product as uncharacterized. The transcript is spliced from 8 exons. Gene Ontology annotation, molecular function: oxidative RNA demethylase activity. Lineage: Eukaryota; Ciliophora; Oligohymenophorea; Peniculida; Parameciidae. Gene Ontology annotation, biological process: mRNA export from nucleus; mRNA processing. The record is from RefSeq and is a predicted model, not a curated record. Gene Ontology annotation, cellular component: nucleus.